AUGAUUUUAAUAAUCAAUUUAUUCCUGUACGUGCGGCAGCGUGAAACUCGCGAGUUGCUCGGAGGUAAAUAGCAAAGGAUAUUCAGAGUUUGAGUAGCCAGUCAGAGCGCACCUUCAACGCUGUCCACUGCUUUAGUAUAUACUAAUGACCUUUUACUUGUCGAAACCUUGUCGAAAACCAUUGCAUUAAUUCUUGACAUGGUUUCAUCGUUUCAGAAGUUUCAAGUGAGAAUGACUGUGACGAACAAGCGAAGGAAACAAGAUGCACUUGCGGUAAAAACAAGAAAAAUAAGUCAGUUUCAGAUAUUUUCUGUGUUUCUGGUAAAUGCCCAUGCCACAAAGUGAACCACUCUUGUACCCGCUCGUGUAGAUGUUACAAUUGCAAAAAUACGUGCAAUUCCAAUGAAGUUGUGAAGGUAAAAAAGAGUCUGAAGAGAGGCUGUAGUUGCGGAGUUGGACAAAAGAGCAAAGGGGACGGAGCACCAAAUGCAAGUCACAAGUCGUGUCAAGACAGUCUCCGCAAGUCGAAGUGUCCGUGUGUAGCGGGUUGCAUAGGAUGCACCGAAGUCUGCAGAUGCUUUAAUUGUGGAAACAUUGUUCAAGCUCGAGCUGACCCGGAAAAUCCCAAAACGAAAAAGAAGCGAAAUAGGGCGACCGUCUCUCCAUAUAAGAGGAAAAAGGGAUCAAAGUUCAUGAUAAGUCAAAAUGCAGAGGUGGAUUGUGGACCAUGGAGAAACAUU
Molecule: messenger RNA, 740 nt
Organism: Pocillopora meandrina
Lineage: Eukaryota; Metazoa; Cnidaria; Anthozoa; Scleractinia; Pocilloporidae
Source: the annotation of a GenBank genome assembly